CAGAAAUGGUGCACAGCGGCACUCCCAUGGACUGCAAAACCUCUGGAAGUGUCAUCUCUGGAGGGAGUCAUGGCAGUGCUGGCGAGGAAUCAGCCCAAGGAACCAGACUGGUCCCGGAGAUGCUUCAAUUGGCAGAGAAACAUGGCUGCCUGGUUCUUGCAUGGCCGAUACCAGGUCCGCGGUACUGCGGCUUGAGUUUCGGCACCACUGUGACACAAUAAAGGACCCACGCGCACAGCGUUGUAGGUUGACUGUUUUUAUGUUCAAACUGUCUUUGCAGCAGCUUUCCCGCUGCCCUCCCUCUGCUUCAUGCCAUGAACAGUUGUAACAUACUCAAAUGGAGAGACGUGGUCAGAUGAUGGAGGUUAGCUGUGUGAAUCAGCCUCCCCUGAUACCACACCCCAAACCAACUGCUCCACCCCUACUUCUGCAGCUGAGCCACAAAGCACACUGCGCCACAGUUGGGUUUCUAUUUGUGACAGACUUUUCUUCAAGCAUUUGACAGAGAGAUUUUUCUGUUAACGUUUUAGACAAAGAUGGAACCUACAACAAAUGAAUAUUAUGACAGCACUGGGUUUUUAGUAGCUGAACCAUGCAACAGGGACAGUGACAAUAUUUUGGGAGCUCAACUGUCCAUCCUGUACUACUUCAUGUUUGUCUUCAAUCUCAUCGGCAAUGGCAUAGUCCUCAUCAUCAUCUACCGGUUUGAGCAGCUGACCACUGUGACCAACAUCUUGCUGUUGAACCUGGUGGUGUCCUCCUUGAUCUUCGCAACUAGUCUUCCAUUCAUGGCAGUCUACAUGCAGCUCUCCAACUGGAUCUUUGGCACCGCUAUGUGCAAGAUUGUUGGCAGCGUCUACUAUCUAGGGUUUUACAGCUCUGUCCUCUUCCUAGCUCUUCUUACCUUUGACCGACACCUUGCAGUUGUGUACUCGGUGGGUCCGUUACAAGUGAGGAAUCGAAGGUAUGCAGUAUUCUCCUGCGCUGUGGUGUGGGUGGUCAGUGGUUUGGCAUGUAUCAGACCAAUGAUUCUCCAUAAAAUUUUUACAUCUAAUCUUGACAACAAAACUCUGUGUCAAGAGUAUCCUGGUUACAUUCCAAAUAUUAAUGUGGACGCGUUGAGAUUAUCUGGGUUUUACCUUCAGCUUUUCCUUUUCUUUAUCUUCCCACUGGUUGUAAUUGUCUAUUGCUACAUAAGAAUCACAAUCACUGUUGUGUCGUCCAAGAUUGUGUCAAGGUUCAAGACAGUCCGGCUGAUAUUCAUCAUUGUGCUGUUGUUUUUCAUGUGCUGGACUCCCUUUAAUAUUGUACUGAUGUAUGAUGAACCAACAAGCUGUGAGGAAGAACAGAAACUGGGCUAUGCCCUUCAAAUCACUCGUAACAUUGCCAACAUUUACUUUUGCAUCAGUCCCGUCUUCUACACGUUUGUUGGGAAGAAAUUCCAGAACUAUUUCAGGCAGCUCCUGGUGAAACACUUCCCAAAAUUAAAGAGACACAUUUCUGUCAGUCAAAACAGCAGAAGUUACAUGUCCACAAAAAGUACACGAAACGAGUUUUAGAAAUGUUACAUAUCAGUGUUUGUAAAUGUUUUACGAACAACAUGAGUUUGUUUUUCUCGGUGGAUUCAAGGUGGAGAUCAGUAAAGUUUGAUUAUAUAUACAGGUUAAUUCAUACUAUGAUUGGAUUAGAAAAAUGGAUGUGAUGUAUAAGAAUUCAGUCAAUCUUGAGAUUUCAGAGACCUAGUGUCCCCAAAAUGUUCCCCUGUGUUCAGGUCAAAGCUGUUGUCAGAUUCAUAUUGAUGAGAUAAAACUCUACAUUCUACUUACUUCAGUCACAAUCUGCCAAAUAAGUCAUAUUUGACCAGUGUUCAGACCACACAGCAGAAGUUCUUGAAAUUUGACACACUAGUUCAUGGCAGUCAAACAAAUUUUAGUAUUACACAAAGAUAAAUACAGAUGCAGUUUUUAAAUGAUAAUGUAAAAUAUCAGAAAAUUGUUUUUUUUUAACUUAACAGUUGUUUAAUGUCUAUCAGUCUUGAGUAGAUGCACUCUUUGUGAUUACACGAUGAAAUCAACACUUUUAAAUCAAAAGGCUGUAACUUUCUCCAUUUCAUGUCCCGGAUAUUUUUAACACAGAUGCUUUCCACUUGUUAUUUGUUGCUGAUGUGCUUCUUUUUUCCUGGUUUAUAAACAAUAUACAUACUGCCAACGGCUCAGAAGCCAGCAUCACUGUUCAUAUAGUUGCUUGAAAACUAUACAUUGCCUGUAUUCUUACUAAAAAAAAAGAAAAAAGAAUAUGCUGUUACGCACAGGAAAACGUACAAUUUUAAAGCAUUAAACAGAAUUCAUUAUGA
This is a messenger RNA of Oreochromis niloticus (Nile tilapia), 2353 nucleotides long. Its product is annotated as C-C chemokine receptor type 3. The transcript has 2 exons. NCBI's taxonomy places the organism in Eukaryota, Metazoa, Chordata, Actinopteri, Cichliformes, Cichlidae. The record is from RefSeq and is a predicted model, not a curated record. Gene Ontology annotation, cellular component: membrane; external side of plasma membrane. Bases 537 to 1559 code for a protein of 340 amino acids. Gene Ontology annotation, molecular function: C-C chemokine binding; C-C chemokine receptor activity. Gene Ontology annotation, biological process: cell chemotaxis; G protein-coupled receptor signaling pathway; positive regulation of cytosolic calcium ion concentration.